GUCUCACUCUGUCUUUCCUUGUCUUCCCUCCUCCCAGUAGGAAUGUUUUAUGGAGCGAGAGAGGAGGAGACACCAGGGAAAGACGACUAUCCCCCGGAUGGUUUAGUAUUGUAUUUGUACAGGUCACUUCCUGGGGAACCACAGUGUGUUGGACAUCCUGAGACAGGAGGGCUACGAAGUGGUGCACACACCAUCACACUACCAGGAACCAAUCCCAGAAGAACCAACAGAGAACCCCAGCGAUGGGGGCUCCGAUGCGGGGAAAACCUCUCCCUAUGACUGGGUGACCAGCCCCUCAGACCUGGAUGUUAGCCUGGAUGGUUUGGAGGAGCUGGACGAUGAGGAGCUACCCUACAUGCUGCUGCCAGACAGCCUGAGCCAGCUAGAGGAGUUUGGGAGACAUAAGCGCCCCCGGAAGGCCCACCGCAACCAUGGCCGCCCACGCCUCUUCAGUGACCUGUGGGUUCGCAUCGGUGACGGCACCACAACUCCUCAGCCUAAUGUGAGGAUAACCAAUGGCUAUGUGACAGUGGAGCCUCUACUCACCCACCAGGAGCAGAGGAGGAGGACAGGCCUCUACCCUCCAGUGGAACCUCCCAGCCAGUCCUCACCCUCAGCGCUGCCCACCCCCAGCUCAGCCCAGUACACCAUCGGCACCACCCACGCCCUCACCUGCCUACUAACGUUACUCACCUCGCACCUGCUUUUCACCUCCUGACCACAUGGCGGAGCUCUCUCCACAGACAAAAACUCAUGCUGUCUCUAUACCUGAGCACCGUUAUGUGCCAAGAACCCUAGAACAUACAAAUAUCUACAUAUAAAGAUUCUGUAAAUGGGAACUGGAGGUGGAAAUGAACUGCUAUGGGCAUGGAACAUACACAGAACAUAGAACAUGUAGACGUGGAUAUGAGGGUAGAGGACAACAGACAGACACACCAAGGACUUCUGAGACAGAGCUGUCCGUCUUCAGGCUUCUGUGAAGGGAACAGGAUCAGUCUGUGAAAGGUUAUUUAAACUCACAAUGUGUGGAAUAACUUUCACCCAAGACAAAUAGAUAAACGGUCUCUAUCAGAUAACUAAUGGAAGAUACUGUAUAUACGACAUCCAUAUUAUGAAGUUGUCAGUAGAUGCCAAGUUUUAAAAUCACAAGAAAGCAAUAGGAUAAAUAAUCAUAAUAAAUGUUAUUAUUAUGAAUAAUAUUGAUAUUAAUGAUGAGAAUAGACAUACUAAUCACUAUGAUAACAGCUAUAACUCUGUAAUAAGGUCUGAUAUCUUAAAGACAUAGGAUGUGGAGCACACAUUGGACGUUUUUGUAAAUUGUGCAUUUUGUUCAUAAAGAAAUAUUGUAUAUUUAUUAUUUCUCGAAGAGUAUAUUUUCAUGCAUUUGAUGAUUCCUGGAACAAUAAACUUUUGGAAAUUCC
Oncorhynchus gorbuscha (pink salmon) is the source of this 1421-nucleotide messenger RNA. Its product is annotated as metalloprotease TIKI2-like. Lineage: Eukaryota; Metazoa; Chordata; Actinopteri; Salmoniformes; Salmonidae. The record is from RefSeq and is a predicted model, not a curated record. The transcript is spliced from 4 exons. Gene Ontology annotation, biological process: negative regulation of Wnt signaling pathway. Bases 356 to 718 code for a protein of 120 amino acids. Gene Ontology annotation, molecular function: metalloendopeptidase activity; Wnt-protein binding. Gene Ontology annotation, cellular component: organelle membrane.